CUCUCUCUCUGUUCUGCACUGUCUGUUUUUGUUUUUACCCACCAGCUGUUUUUUGUUAUCAUUCUGUUGAUUAUUCAUAAAUUAUUAAAUUUUUGUUUUCUUUUUUCCACAAAAUUACUUUAAAUUUCAAGAAAAUUUCUUUAAAAUGGCUUUAGUUGAUGUAGAUUCUUGGCAAACAGAGUUUGAAUCUUGCAAACGCUUGAGCAAUACUUUACUAUCGCAACUAAACCAAAGGGAUGGCAAACAACAUUUGUCCGCUGAAUACAAUCGUUUUACCACAGCCAUACAGGUGGGCCUGAGACAACAUGAUCGUGAGUUGCAGCAACUUAGAUUUAAACUAAACGAAGCCGAAAAGAAUAAAACACUAUCUGCAGAGGAACUUGUUCAACGAAAACGUUUGUUGGAUACUUUACAGACACAACGCCAAAAUUUGCAACGUAAAUACACUAACACGGCCAAUAAUGAUCGCGCUGCUUUAUUAGAAAAUCCUAGUUCUUCGGCUGCCGCAGCAGCUAGCGGAGAGGAUAGUGAUGCUGCACCUAUAAUAGAUGCUCAUGAUAUACAGACUUUAAAACAACAGCAAAUUAGUAUGCUAGAAGAGCAGAAUAGGGGAUUGGAUACUUUAUCUCAAACCUUAUCCAGACAAAGACAAUUGGCCACACAGUUGGGUCAAGAGGUGGAGGAUCAAAAUGAUAUUUUGGAUAAUUUGGCCAAUACUAUUGAAAGAGUGGAGACGGGUGUUAGUAUAGAGACAAGAAAUAUAGGUUUGGUUAAUAGAAGAGAUAGUAGUACAUGGGGUUACUGGGUGAUAAUCUUUACUUUAAUGGUCAUCAUUACAGUAGUGGCUGUUUUGUAAUUUAGCAAUGACGUAAAUAUCAACUCAACUCCCACUAAUUGUUGCUUGUCUUGUAGUUUGUAAGGUAUUUUUUUAUACAUACAUGUAUGUUUGUGUCUUAUUAAUUAGUUAAUUCCAAAGCUAAAGUAUACCUAAAGGAGUGUAACGUAUUUGUAUGAUAAUUAUUUAAUCAAAAUAAUAUUAAUCUUUUAUUAAUUAAGUUGUACUAUUAACUAUUAUGUAAAAUAAAUUUCAAUGUUUGUAAAAUAUGAAUAGAUAUUUUACAGCAUUUAUAAUAAAAGUAUAAUCAUA
Lucilia sericata (common green bottle fly) is the source of this 1147-nucleotide messenger RNA. RefSeq names its product syntaxin-8. Bases 146 to 856 code for a protein of 236 amino acids. Gene Ontology annotation, molecular function: SNAP receptor activity; SNARE binding. Gene Ontology annotation, cellular component: endomembrane system; SNARE complex; membrane. The record is from RefSeq and is a predicted model, not a curated record. NCBI's taxonomy places the organism in Eukaryota, Metazoa, Arthropoda, Insecta, Diptera, Calliphoridae. The transcript is spliced from 5 exons. Gene Ontology annotation, biological process: intracellular protein transport; vesicle-mediated transport; vesicle fusion.